Molecule: messenger RNA, 2253 nt
Organism: Seriola dumerili (greater amberjack)
Lineage: Eukaryota; Metazoa; Chordata; Actinopteri; Carangiformes; Carangidae
Gene: ucn3l
Product: urocortin-3-like
Exons: 2
Coding region: 218-691 (157 amino acids)
Biological process (GO): adenylate cyclase-activating G protein-coupled receptor signaling pathway; cellular response to nutrient levels; digestion
Cellular component (GO): extracellular region
Molecular function (GO): hormone activity; corticotropin-releasing hormone receptor 2 binding
Source: RefSeq, a predicted model, not a curated record
CUAAAUGAAUGCAGUGGGAAUGGACGAGCAAGACACACUGCUGGUCAGACAGGGCGCGCUGCUGACCUCCAAACUCACUGUUACUUUAUCAGGAUUUCUUAUCAGAGUUUCACUUGUGAGGAUUUCUGCCUUGUUUGUUUUUUUCUCUGCAGGGAUACGUGUUGGUUGACCUCUCUGACUGUAUUCUUUAUUAUAAGAUACUGAGUGAGGACACAACAUGCUGUCGUCCCUGAAGACCCUGCUGCUGCUCUCGGUCCUGUGCACACCGACUUCCAGCUUGUGCCUCCGUCUCUACCAGACUCGCUCCGACCUCCUGUGCGAUGACCAGGUGUCAGUCGGGCUCCGGAGUGACGAAGACGAGCCGGGCUACUCCCCCAUGGACGGCUGGGGGUCGCUCCUGCAGUCCGCGGAGUAUCUCACCUCCUCCUCCUCUUCUUCCUCCUCUGCCGAGUCCAGCCGAGAAAAAAGGACCUCAAGUCCCGCAAACUAUCGCUUCAUGAGCAGGACGAAGCUCAGAGGGCAGAUGCUCCGGAACAGCAGCAAAGGGGACCGGAGGAGCAGACUGACCCUGUCCCUGGACGUCCCCACCAACAUCAUGAACGUCCUCUUUGAUGUGGCCAAGGCCAAAAACCUGCGAGCCAAGGCGGCGGAGAACGCGCGUCUCCUGGCGCAGAUUGGACGGAGAAAGUGAACAUGUUGGACAACUUUAAUUUAACAGACAGCCAUGACCAGUGUUGGCCUCGCUACUCAGUUGUACUGAAUUAUUUUUUGUUCACUUUUAAAGUUAUUGUGUUGAUUUGUUCCUCCAGGGUAACGGUAUUUUCUUCUAAAUGCCCACACAUUACAGGUAAAGAAGCGUUUCUCAUAUCGCGAUAACUUAGUUGCUCUCAUGUGAAAGGUCUUUGGGAUCAAAAUCUCUCAUCUUUUUUUGCUCCAAUAAAAACACUGAGGAAACGGCUAUUAGGGACUAAAAGUUGGAUGAUGAUUCUUGAUUUUUUUUGUUUUAGGACAGCUCAGCGUCAAACUCGUAAAUAAUAGGUACAACAUUUGAUCGAUAAAUCUAGUUGACUAGAACUGUCAAAUUUACGAAGUUAUUUAUUCUUAAAUUAAUUUUUAACGUUUAAUUUAUUUAUGUUGCAGUUUCAGUGAGAAUAGUCCACUUGUUUCUUAUGCAGUAUCGGACAUUUUCCAGCAACAGUGUCACUAUCUUGAAUCAAGACAGAGUAAGGUCAAGAGCAAUAAGGACAAAGUCAUUUCACUUGUAUCAAGAUGAUUGAUCAUUUCAGCCAAUACGACAUGAGACAUAUACUUUUUGCAGUAGAAAUAAGUGAAAUGAUCUCACACUGUGGCAGAUUCCUUUCAAGUCUAAAAAGAAACUUUUGAGAUUCCUGUUCAUUAUUAUUGUUAUUAUUAUUAUUAUUAUUAUUAAAGACUGAAGAUGGGCAUUGGUUGUAAUGAAGCAGGCACAGAUCUCAGAUUUUCUUUUCCAGUAAAAUGAAUUCUUAAUGCCUUUACUUUACCCCAGAGUCAUCAAAAUUUAAACCUUAGACUAAAGAAGAACAAGGAAGGAGCUGUGAUGAUCAAUUCUUACGUCCUUAGCAAAAGACCAAUGAAAUGUUUUGCUAUUCUGUUGCAUAAUCGUUACAUUUAUUUUGUUUUUUUUCUCUUUAUGACUUUGUUGUACAUGGGAGCCUGUAACUAUUCCAGGUUUUAGGUGAAAACACAGAGUGGCAAAACACAACAUUGAGCACUGACACUGAGCUAUUGUACAAACCAACUACAUGAUCAUGAAAUACAGUAAAAUGCAAAUGCAUGGGAAUGUAUGUGUUCAUCAGAUGUCUGUUAUUUUUAUACUCAAAAUAAAGGAUUAUUUUUCCUCAAAUAAAGCAGAUGUAACUAACUACAUUUGCCUUUUAUAUGCAUCAUUAGGAACAAUGGGAUUCAUAAAAUAUUCCUAUAAGUUAUUAUUCCUUUACUUCUUUAUUAUUCAUAAAGCUUGACUGAUACACCGGCAUAACCGACCGAAAUGAUCUUAUCAUAGAUAUAUAUUUGUAUCAGUGUAUAUGUCUGACAGUAAGUAACAUAAAUUGCAGUACAGAGAUGAGAUGCAAAUCAUAUGUUUAAGCCAUGGACUUCAUAGGUAGUUUGGAAAGUACUGCCAUUACAUACUCUGCCCACCAGAGGGAACUGACAUGUUUCUUUUCAUUUGCUAAAUAUACCAGUUAGUACAUAUCUUGGUCACCAAUCUUUAAU